UCACCAUUUUGAUACUGAUGGUGUUGGUGAUGUGGAGGCUUGUGUCUGUAGAGUCAGUGGAGUUUCAUUCAUUGUUAAUAUUUCUGUUUACUCCUGAUGCAGGUGUACAUUAAACCUUCUCCUUCUGUGUAGUAUGCCUGCUUUCUUCAAUCUUGAAGAUCCUAGCAGAACGAGGGAUAUAUGAGGGAUAUUCAUUAUUUCUUGCAUCCAUGGGCAUAUAUUUCUGCAGGACUUGCAGGCCUACAGGUGCUUUGGAUUGCAUCGUGAAAUAGCCUGUUUGGUAAACGGGUGCAGGAUUUGGACACUACUGGACUGAUCUAAUCAUCUAUAGUUUGAGAAAGAAAACAGUUGAUAUCUAAUGGAUUUCCAGCUAAUCAAAACGUGUUGAUCUGAAACUUCCCUUGAUGAAGCAGACCCUCGGUGCUAGGACAGGAUUAACGCCGCCGAAUGAACCUUUCCUGAUGACGUUUCUGGAGGAUAUCACUGACAUUAGCGGGAUUAUCCUCGGAAAUGCCUUCUAGUGUUCCAGUAGUCAUCCAUAGGGAUUAACGGCUCAAAGGCGGCGAAAGUGAUGCGUAGGAGAAGCUUGAACAUCUUUCCAGUAGCACAGUCUGUAAAAUGUCCUAAAUUAUAACAGCCACGACAGUAUGAUGUGAUAUGCUAUCCACUUGUUCUUAUCUGGUGUAAGAUCAUGCAAUAUUGCUAGUUGAAUUUUUGAUGAAAGGGCAUUGCCUUUCACUGUUUUCCAUGGAUACCUGCUUCUGUUUAUAUCUUAUCUGACACUCUAUCAAAGUCAGAGAACUAUGAGAUUAUUAUGUUGCGAUUAUGUAGCACUUGGUGACUCAGUGUUGGUGGUGGUGGUGUUCUUAAAGGCAGUCAUAGACGGAACUAUUACAGCAGUUUGUAUCUGAGUCGGCUCUGAGCAAACAGACGAUUGUGAUAGUCCCUGAUUAGAAUAAAGCUUUAAUAGGAUCACAAUACAUUUCAGUGUAGAGUGAGAUUCUGUGAUUAUAAUUAUUAAAAAAAAAGAGAGAUUCACACAUGCGUUUCUUGAACUGAUUUCUACAUACUCGUGUUGGAACUGUUUAAGAGCUUACAUGUACAUAUGUAAUUUUGGAAUCCCACACAUUUCAACCCUUUUCAAUUGAUGAACCAGCCAUCUUUGAAGAUAAUUCUUUUCCUGAUCAUUUGUCAAGAAUUGAGUGAAAUACUUUCCUUGACGUGUGAAAAGUGCUAGAGAACGGGACUUUGUCUCAAUGCCAAUGACCAGAAAGCCAAGGGUACUCCAGUCUGACUUUGCUCUAGAAGUUACCGCAAUUUGAUCAACAAUAUCUGUUUGAGACUGAAAAUUUGCUUUCUUUGAACAGCUUGAGGCAUUCAAAAUAGGAGCAUCGAACCCUCUUAAAUUAUCGCAUGUUGUAUGACAGAUAUUGACAGUUUUUAAUAGGGACAUCACAAUGGGAGUCAUCAAGGGUUUCUGUAUACUGUUUGCCAGCGGGAAGAAUGUCUUCACAGCCAAGGAGCACGUUGCAGGGGAAGUACUCAUUACGCUUGCUGAACCGAUGAAAGUCAAGACUGUGGAGGUCACCUUACGAGGUCAUGCCAAGGCAACGAAGAGUGGAAAUCUUUUGAAACCCGGAGAGCAAGAUAAGACCAAGCUAGGCCAGGUUGUCAACGAGUAUUUGAAUACUAAACUUCAACUUACAGCGGGAUCUUCCACGUUGCCUUCUGGACAGAGCAGAUUGCCAUUCUCAUUUCUGCUACCUGAAGGACUGCCAACCUCCUUUGAGUCGAAACACGCGAGGAUACGGUACUGGCUUGAAGCAGCCAUUAUCAGGGCAUCAUGGUUCAAAUCUAAGAGGAGAACCCUUCAAGGUUUUACCAUCAUCGAGCAUGUCGAUGUCAACCAACCUGAGCUAUUGGCACCAGUUCAAGAGUCAAGAGAGCAUACAAUCGGAUGUUUAUGUAGAAAAUCCUUUCAAGCCACUGUCACAUUGAACAGGAAGGGCUACUGUGCUGGAGAAUCCGUACAAAUCAACCUAGAGCUAGUCAACGGCACCAAGAAGUCUCUCCAGUCCCAGACGACGUUCCUGCAGAAGAUAGAGUACAGGGUCAAAGGUCGAACACACACGGACUCGCAGCAGAUCAAUGCCCUGGAUCUUGGCGUGGUGCAGCGGACACAGCGUCAGUUCUCAGGAAAUUACUACAUCCAAGUUCCUUCCAUAGCGCCCUCUAUAAACUCAUGUAAGAUCAUCACCGUUGGGUAUGUCUUGCAGUUUACAAUCUCAAUCCCUGGUACCAAAGAAAAGGUGAUAUUUGACUGUCCCAUAGCUGUUGGUACCAUCCCAUUCAGACAGGGACCACCUAUCAAUCACCACCCAAGCCCCCCUCUGCAGCAACCGAGUCCAGGUCCUGGUAUUGAUAUGGGGGGAUUCUGUGUGGAUAUGCCUCCACUCAUAGACUGGCCCUCCAGAGAGUUUGGUCCCCCCUUGGACCUAGCACCCAACUCCUACCCAUCCUGCGCACCUCCGCAGUAUCCAGGAGGGCCUCUGAAUGAAGAACCCAACCUCCCAACCGCACCUCCGCUACCGGAAUACGAAUCUGGAUCGGGGACGUUUACCGCAAUGGAUAGGACCGCACUGACACCUCUUCGGAACGCCCCUGAGCUGCCAGAGUUCCACAAGUCAGCAUCUGAGGGGAGAAUCAAUGCUGCCUUCCUGCAGAUGGGGAACCAUCCUCGAGCCCCGCCAGUUGCUCCUAAACCGGCCUCACCAAGAACUAGUCGGUCCUCUCCUUCUACUCCUAAUGGCAACCCACUGGUCCUUCCUGGAGAUCCUGCAGCAGUUAGACUCAAGCCCAACAGACCUGCUCCUAAAAAGUCAGUAGGCAGAAAGCAAGGCUCGUCCCCUUCUCCCGAGUUACCCCCACCUAAAGUUUCACCUGGUCGUCACAUCUUUCAGGAAGGAGGGGAAGACUGUGCUCAUGCAUAUGCAGAGUGCAUCUUUACAUCAUCCGAUCAAGAAGAUGGAGGCAGAGGAAGGGGCGGUGGAAGAGGUGGAGGAGGAGGAGAAGGAAAGGUGGAGGAGUACGACGAUGAUGUAGAGGAUCAAGACCCUGACACAUACACCUAUGUUCCAAUCUAUGCCUACUCCAUGCCAAAUCUUCAAGUUAAUGGGACCAGUUGAUGUGAUGGUCCCGCACCAAGGAGGGCAGUCCCAACAUGGGAACUUGUACAUUAUCAGGCAUGGUGGCUCGGUGGUUAGAGCAUCUGCUAUACAAACAGUAGGCCACAGGAUCAAAUCCCGGCCAAGUCAUACCAAAGACUGCAAUUGGACAAUUAGAGCUUCUGCAUUCUUAACUAGGGGACGCGGAUCUUGAUUUAGGACACCCCAUUGCAGCAGUCAGGCAUAUGCUUCUUCCUUCUUUCCGAGAACCCGCAAGGACUGGAACAACCUCCAACAGGAUCCAGCCCAUCCCCCCUCGGUUGAUGCCUUUAAGGCCUUCUUGAGUGGUAUCCAGAAUUAACCAUUGCUUGCACAUGUCGUCGCCGAAUCAACAAAGUGGCACACGCGACCGUUGAUGCGCGAAAUCACUCUUCGAGAUAAACACGAUUAAAGAUUUUAACAUUUUCAAUUGCUAGUUGCUGUAGGAUUGUGAAGUUUAAUAGAAUAAAGAAUGCACAUACCACUAGCCAGGUAUUUACUCCUGCUUCCCAUUUAAACAUUUAAUCUAAUGAACAUCAAAUCUUGACAUAGCAAUGAUUCAAACACAAGCAUGGCAAGUGUUGUUUUUUGGAAAAUAUUACUUCAGCAUGCGUAGAAACGGCGCGCACGUGUGUGCCAUUUCGUGAAUUAUUUUACAACGGAUUUUGAGGCUAGUGUCGUUUUUUCGCUUUAAUUAUCUUAUUAAUGACAGAGAAUUUGGUCUAAAAUUUUGGUGAAAUGAUAGACCAUAGCCAAGGCAUACUAAAGCUGAAAGAAACUUGAAAUUGAAUACUGAAACAGAAAGAUACUCACAAUUUACUUUUCACAUGAUUUUGGGACGUUGCGCCACUUCAUGGAUUCAGCAACGUCACAGAAUCCACGAAGUGGCACACGCGACAGUUGAUGUGCGUAAUCACUAUUCGAGAUAAACAUGAAUAAAGAUUUUCACAUUUUCAACUGCCCAUUGCUAUAUGAUUGUGAAGUUUAACAGAAUGAAGAAUGCACAUACCAAGAGCCAGUAUCUACUGCUCCAUUCCAUGUUAAAAAUGUAUUGAAUGAACAGUGAUUCAAACACAAGUGUCGUUUUGUGUGUAGAAACGGCGCGCACCUGUGUGCCACUUCAUGGAUUUUUUUACAAAGGAAUUUAAGGGUUGUGUGGCUUUUUCACUUUAUUAUCUCAUUAAUUAGAGAGAAUUGGGUUCUAAAUUUCGGUGAAAUGAUAGACCAUGACUAGAGAAUACUAAAACUGAAAGAAACUAAAAAUCAACUUUUCACAUGAUUUUGGGACGUUGUACCACUUAGUGGAUUCAGCGACGAUGUCUGCACUACAAGAACAAGUGCUUUUAUCAUGAAAUAACAUAAAAUGCGAAAAGUUCCACACAUGCACGCACAACCAGUGCGUUUAUCUUCAUCAUCUUGGAACAGCUCUUACUCUGGAAGAAGAAGAAUCAGCUGCUCUGCAUAUCACAAUAGAGAGUUCAUUAAUAUUCCACUUUUAAUGCAGGGUCUGGGAACCUUGUCACUAGCCUGUGCUGCCGCUUUUAACAGGAAUCCCGCUAUGAAAUACUAUGAGUCUUUACAUCGCAGUUUUCCUGCAAUUCGGGUUGUUUUGUCCUAUUGAUAAUUGUGAGAAACUGAUGAAUAGCCACUUGCUGGAUCACUCUGAAUUUUGACCAGGUACCUUACCACACCAUUGCCCCAUCUUACAAAGAGUUACGAUUGAUCCAAUCGGUCAUAAU
Molecule: messenger RNA, 4942 nt
Organism: Lytechinus variegatus (green sea urchin)
Lineage: Eukaryota; Metazoa; Echinodermata; Echinoidea; Temnopleuroida; Toxopneustidae
Product: arrestin domain-containing protein 3-like
Exons: 9
Coding region: 1458-3185 (575 amino acids)
Biological process (GO): protein transport
Cellular component (GO): cytoplasm
Source: RefSeq, a predicted model, not a curated record